AGUCGAUGUUCUUUGUUCCAGAUGGACGAAAUUUUUUAAAAUUAGUGCUGUUGUUCUGGCUUUAAUUUUCUUUGAGUUAAUUACUGUAAUUGUUCGACGUCUGAUCGAUAUCAGCAGUGUUCAUUUUGUCAAACGUUCGUCGUGACAAUGUCUACAUGAGUUGUGAAAGGAGGGAUCUUCCGAUCUAAUGGUGUUCUCAAUGUGAAGUCACCAAGGAUUAAUAGGUUCGAUGUUGGUUUAUGCAUUAUGUGCGACGGUCUGCGCUGUGGGAUUGAUCCUCCUUCUGGCCUUACUAGGAUGGUGGAUUUAUAUACGCAUUUCACCAUUUCAUGUGACAGUUAGCAGGAUUCCUGGUCCCAGGUUCUAUUUGCCAUUAUUGGGUAACACUUUGGAGUUCGUCGGAGGACUAGAUCAUGUUCUCCAAACGUUCCAGGAAACGUGGACGGAGAGAUACGGAGAAAUUUACAGAGUAUUCCUUGGCUCGCACUGUUACGUUGGUAUUUCUUCACCUGAUUUGUUGGAGGCUAUAUUAAGCAGUCACAAGGUCAUCGAUAAGGGAGUUUCGUAUGACACAAUACUUCCGUGGUUAGGACAAGGACUUCUAAUAAGCUCUGGAGAUCUGUGGAGAUCGCGGAGAAAGCUGUUGACACCAGCCUUUCACUUUAGUAUUUUGAAGAACUAUUUUGAAGUUUUCAAUGAGCAAAGUCGUAUUCUUUCUGGAAUUUUUGGAGAAAUGUGCGAAUCGUUUCCUGGAGGAAGAGGAGAGAUGGAUGUCUAUCCGUAUAUUACGAAAUGCUCUCUGGAUAUAAUAUGUGAGGCUUCGAUGGGUACAAGGAUCAACGCCCAAACCCAGGAUUCGGAUUAUGUUAGGGCGGUACGCAGGAUUGGACAAGUGAUAAUGGAGAAGGUGCUACAGCCGUGGAUGGGAAAUCCAUGGAUUUUUUCACUGUCAGCAUUGGGAAGAGAACACAAUCGGUUGUUGAAGACUCUUCAUGGUUUUACGGAGGAUGUGAUUCGAGAGAGGCGACGAGCUUUAGCUGAGAAAGAAUACGUGGCAGAAGAAAGUGGAACUGGGAUUAGGAAUAGGUUGCCGCUUCUCGAUUUGUUGCUUAGGGCGUCGGAUGACGGAGGGACUUUGUCAGACCAAGAUAUAAGGAAUGAAAUUGAUACUUUCAUGUUCGAGGGACAUGACACCACGACUUCAAUGAUGGGUUGGUUUCUGUAUUGCAUAGCAGCCAAUCCCAAAUGCCAGGAGAGAGCUUGUACGGAGCUGAACAGUGUGUUUGGGGAAUCGGAAAGGGAUUGCACUCAUGAUGAUAUCCCAAACUUAAAGUAUCUUGAAUGUUGCAUCAAGGAAACAUUGAGACUUUAUCCUAGCGUUCCUGCUUUUGAAAGAGAUGCUCGUGAAGAUAUUCAGAUCGGGAAGUAUACAAUUCCUGCCGGAUGCACGUUGGGAUGUUUUGCGUUUGCCACACAUCGUAAUCCAAAAGUGUUUCCAGAUCCUUUGGUUUUCAAGCCUGAAAGAUUUUCGGAUGAGGCAAUUGGUCGACAUCCUUACGCAUAUGUUCCGUUCAGUGCUGGACCACGCAAUUGCAUUGGACAACGGUUCGCAAUGCUGGAAGGGAAAGUUGUCCUGUCAACUCUUCUUCGACGCUUCAAAUUUGAAAUGUGUAGUGCAAAGCCACCAGAUCCUUCAAAUCAGCUUAUUUUGAAAUCUUUAACUGGAAUGAAUUUAAUUGUAUCUCGUCGUUGAAGGGAUCUACUGAAGAAAUUAGCUUCCAAAGUAAAGCUUAAAAGUAGAAUAAAGGUAUGGCAAUUGCCGAAAA
Messenger RNA from Daphnia carinata, 1826 nucleotides. RefSeq names its product cytochrome P450 4C1-like. Gene Ontology annotation, molecular function: oxidoreductase activity, acting on paired donors, with incorporation or reduction of molecular oxygen; monooxygenase activity; heme binding. The record is from RefSeq and is a predicted model, not a curated record. NCBI's taxonomy places the organism in Eukaryota, Metazoa, Arthropoda, Branchiopoda, Diplostraca, Daphniidae.